UUGAUUGUCGUAUUAGUCACCUAAAGAAAAUAAUAGACAAAUUUUUAAAUACAUUUUAAUUUCUUUAUUCGUAUUAUUUGAUUGAGAUUAAUAUUCACAAAUAAUUUACAAGGAUGGAGUGGCUUUUUGGAAAGAAAAUGUCUCCAGAUGAGAUGCUUAGAAAGAACCAACGAGCCUUGAACAAAGCGAUGAGAGAUCUUGAUCGUGAGCGAAUGAAAAUGGAACAGCAGGAGAAAAAAGUAAUUGCUGACAUCAAGAAGUUAGCAAAAGACAAUCAAAUGGAUGCAGUUAAAAUUAUGGCAAAAGACUUGGUGCGUACAAGAAGGCAAGUUAGGAAAUUCAUGCUAAUGAAAGCAAACAUCCAGGCAGUAUCGCUCAAGAUCCAGACACUUAAAUCCCAAAAUACGAUGGCACAGGCUAUGAAAGGUGUCAGCAAAGCUAUGAUGAAUAUGAAUAAACAAAUGAAUAUGCCUCAAAUCCAACAAAUUUUACAUGAAUUUGAAAAGCAAUCCGAAAUCAUGGACAUGAAGGAAGAGAUGAUUAACGAUGUUAUUGAUGAUGCUAUGGAAGAGGAAGGCGAUGAUGAAGAAAGUGACGCUGUUGUCUCACAAGUUUUAGACGAAUUAGGCUUACAAUUGACUGAUACAUUAUCAGGAUUGCCUCAAACAUCAGGAUCAUUAUCAGUUUCAGGCGUCAAACAGCCACAAGCAGCUGCAGUUGCAGCUGGAGGUGGUGGUUCUCCAGAUGCUGAUGAUGAAUUACAGAAACGUCUUGAUAACUUACGUCGCGAGUAACUUCCCAAUAAAAAAUUUUAUAAGACCACACACACACACGAUUUAUUUAUUUUAAAAAAAGGAAUGUGACGUAUUUAGAUCAAUUAGAU
This is a messenger RNA of Chironomus riparius, 883 nucleotides long. The record is from the annotation of a GenBank genome assembly. Lineage: Eukaryota; Metazoa; Arthropoda; Insecta; Diptera; Chironomidae.